Messenger RNA from Mycotypha africana, 1613 nucleotides. RefSeq names its product ceramidase. The coding region runs from base 408 to 1229 and encodes 273 amino acids. Gene Ontology annotation, cellular component: endoplasmic reticulum membrane. The transcript is spliced from 8 exons. NCBI's taxonomy places the organism in Eukaryota, Fungi, Mucoromycota, Mucoromycetes, Mucorales, Mycotyphaceae. The record is from RefSeq and is a predicted model, not a curated record. Gene Ontology annotation, biological process: ceramide catabolic process; ceramide biosynthetic process.
ACAAUAGAUGGCGUAUUUUUGCUUUUCCUUUAUGAAGGCGGCGACAGAAUUCAACAGUGUAAAACCAACAGCUGUUAUUUACAGGUCUCUUUGAUACGACACAUUAUCAAUUUUCAAGCCAGGAGAUCGUUUUGCUUUGGAAGAGCGGAUAAAUAAAUAAUAUUUGCCAGGCAAGAAGGCAAAAUGAGUAACCGAACGUCGGAGCAGGAAAGUCCGUGCUUCUGUUUUUUCCUGUUGAUUUCAGCGUGUUUUAUGUCCUCGCCUCUUUCAAAAUGACAAUAUCUUUUCCUUUUUCUUUUACUACUUUGCCUUUUUUAACCUUCUUAUAUCGAAUUCUUGUAUAUUUGUUAACUGUGAUAUAAGUCUAUCUACCUUUAAAAUAUUAAUCGAUAGAUAUCAAACUCUUAAUGUCAUCACUAAAAGAGAACUUUUGGGGACCAGUAACAUCUACAAUCGACUGGUGUGAGGAAAACUAUGUAGUGUCACCCUAUCUGGCAGAAUUCUUCAACACAGUUACAAAUCUUGGCUUUGUGUUCUUCUCAUUAUUUGGUAUCUAUAAUGUGUGGAAAAAUAAGUCUAGUAAAGCCUACAUGUUGGCCUAUAUGGGCGUGAUUUUCGUUGGAUUUGGCUCGUGGUGUUUUCACAUGACGUUACAAUAUGAAAUGCAAUUGUUGGAUGAAUUGCCAAUGAUCUACGUAGCAAGUAUUGUCUUUUGGUUGACAUAUCUUGCUGAUCCUGACUGUCAUAACGAUACAAUGAUUCGAAUUGGACUCGUUAUUUACUCGGCUGUCAUUACCUAUUCCUAUAUCAUCAUCAAUAAUCCUGUUUUCCAUCAAGUUGCGUACGGCUUAUUAGUUUGCGGCGUUGUGCUGAGAUCCAUUGUAUUAUUGAAAAAAGUGCCCAACACAUUUGUUUAUGAAAAACCACGAAUGAGAGCAUUAUUAUGGAUGUCAGCACUAGGGUUCAUUAUCGCAUUUAUUCUGUGGAAUAUCGAUAAUCAAUUUUGUGAGCAUUUGAAAAUGUGGAGAAGUAACGUACCGUUCUUGAUCGGGUCGGUUAGUGAGCUUCAUGGUUGGUGGCAUAUCGGUACAGCAUUGGGCGUCUAUUAUUUCAUUGUUUUUAGCGAAUGGGUUCAUCCUACAUUGGCUAAUAGUCCAAAAAGAUACAAGUUACAUUGGGUCGGCCCACUUUGUUAUUUAAGAAUAGUCGACAACAAGAAGCAAGAAUAAUAAAACACGUGAUUAGUGUCACCUCCCUCUCUCUUUUGUUUGCUACUCCACCAACACUUGCAUACAUCUGUGUACACACUUAAGUUUUAACUGGUUUUUUUUUAUUGUGAUGCAAGAUCCACUCUACAAUGUAUAAAUUUUGCCACCUCCUUUAUUUUCUUGUUUUCCCUUCUUUUUCUACUUCUUUUAGGUAUUUGUUUUAGCUCUCCUUUAGACACACAUACACAUUCUCUCUCUUUCUCUCUCAAAUAUAUUCAUAAUGAAUAUCUUUCAUGGUAGAGAUUCCUCUCUAUCAUCUAUUUCAGGUUCAUUUAUGGAUAGUAGUUGCUCCAUCUCGACAUCAGGUGACGGAUCUCCGGGAAUCUCACCUAUUAGCUCACCUUA